AUGUCGGGCAUCUGGGGCUGGUUCGGUGGUGGUGCCGCGCAGAAGCGGAAGGAUACCCCCAAGAAUGUCAUUCUGGAUCUGCGGACAAACCUGGAGAUGCUGCAGAAAAGGGAAGCCCACAUUCUCCGCCAGAUCGAGGAGCAGGAGAAGGAGGCCAGGAAGCAUGUAAACACUAACAAGACUGCGGCCAAGAAUGCCCUGCGACGCAAGAAGGUCUAUGAGGGCAACCUCGAAAAGACAAUGAACCACAUCGAAACCCUCGAAAUCCAGAUUAAUGCCAUCGAGUCUGCCAACAUCAACAAGGAGACGUUCGAAGCGAUGCAGAGAGCCAGCGAAGCCAUGAAGUCAAUACACGGCAAGCUCACGCCCGAGAAGGUCGACGAGGCCAUGGAAAAACUCCAAGAGCACAAUCAGCUCAACGAGGAAAUCGCGGCUGCCAUCGGCUCGGUCAACAUUGGCCAGUCCAUCGACGACGGAGAAUUGGAUGCGGAGCUGGACGAGCUCAUGGCCAAGGAUCUGGAGGACAAGAUGCUCGAGACUGGCACAGUACACGCAGAUCGUCUGCCGAGCGUGGCGACCGGAGAACUCAAGAACAACAAGGGCAAGGCGCCCGCGGUCGAAGACGACGAAGAGGCGGAACUCAACAGACUCAAGGCCGAGAUGGCCAUGUAA
Messenger RNA from Podospora anserina S mat+, 672 nucleotides. RefSeq lists its product as uncharacterized. Gene Ontology annotation, biological process: late endosome to vacuole transport via multivesicular body sorting pathway; vesicle budding from membrane. The transcript is spliced from 4 exons. Gene Ontology annotation, cellular component: cytoplasmic side of plasma membrane; ESCRT III complex; multivesicular body. The record is from RefSeq and is a predicted model, not a curated record. NCBI's taxonomy places the organism in Eukaryota, Fungi, Ascomycota, Sordariomycetes, Sordariales, Podosporaceae. The coding region runs from base 1 to 672 and encodes 223 amino acids.